AAGGACAAAUAACAACGAGGGGAAAACCGAUGGAUCCGUAAUCAUGAACAAACAUCCAAACGCGUCCUAAAAUCGGUUCGUUGGGACUUGGGAAUUACUAUUCCGGAUUCUGAUCAACCCAAGAUCCGAACCCGCAUACAAAAAAGACGACUCGAUCUCGAAAUUUGACAGCGUCCGCCGCCAGUUGGUAGUUUCCAGAAGCAGUUUUUUGUUUGUUUUAUUUUUUUCGAACAAAGUCAUCAGCCUCACAAAGAGAUAAUUUUCAACUUGUUUUUUACUGAAAAAAACAAUGAGACGACACGUUGUUUGAGAGAUAUCGAGCUAUCGUUGGUUGACUUGGGUGGGAGCGUCCAUUCAAGUGCCGCACGGUCUAUCGCUUGUUGAGAGAAAGCUUAGCUCGUGACACGUGGUAUCAGAGCAUAGUGUGAAGUGCUAGAGAAUUGAAGAAAUGGCCACGAAUGGUGGUGUCAACCAUCAACAGAGAAUUGAGGAGCUUGAGGCUGCGGUGGCCGCUUUGAAAACUCAUGUGGUUACGAACGAUCGUCUGAGGGAGAUCGAGGCAACCCAGCGGGAGUUGUCCGAUACUCUACAUAGCUUGAGUGAAGAGGUUAGAGAUGCCUUGAAUGUCCUCCAGAAAGAGUUUGAGGAGCUCAGGGCCCAAGUGGGCGUCUUACAGGUGGCGGUGGCUAGAUCGAGUUCUAGCUCAGUGAAAAGGGGAAAAAGGGCCAAGGUGCCAAAGCCCCGAUGCUAUGAGGGGGCAAAAGAUGCCAAAGAGCUUGAGAAUUUCCUGUUUGACAUGGAGCAAUACUUUCGAGCUGUGUGUAUUGAAUCAGAGGAAGACAAGGUGGUAAUGGCAUCAAUGUACCUUGCGGGGAAUGCCAAGCUUUGGUGGCGUUCAAAAUUUGUAAAUGACGAAUGCCCUAUCAAAACUUGGGUGGACUUAAAGCAGGAAUUGAAAAACCAGUUCUUCCCUGAGAACGUAGAGUAUAUGGCCCGAAUGAAGCUUCGAGAGUUGGUGCAAACGGGAACAGUGCGGGAGUUUGUAAGGAGCUUUUCUACCAUAAUGUUGGACAUUAGAGACAUGUCUGAAAAAGACAAAAUGUUCUAUUUUCUUGAGGGCCUCAAACCGUGGGUCAGAACAGAACUACUUAGGCAAAAGGUGCAAGAUGUGGUCACGGCCAUGGCUGUAGCUGAACGCCUUCAUGACUACAAUGAUGGCUCUUCAAAACGGAAAAAUCCUCCAUUAGGUGGCAGUAACUCCAUCUUUGGGAGUGGUGGAAAGAUGGCCAGAGUGGACCGACCUUUCAGUGGGGGAUCAGAUAAGAGGCUCUUUGGUCAAGACAACACCCAACCCAGAGCAAACAACGCAACAAGUUUUAGGCCUAGCCAACCGUUAGCUUGUUUCCUAUGUAAGGGGCCACAUCGAGUGGCUGAGUGCCCGCAUAGAGGGGCCCUUAAUGCCUUGAGAGCCUCGUCCCAAGAUUCCGCAAAAACGCCCGAGACAGUCAAAGAAAUUGAAGAGGAAUCGGCCGGGAUGGGCUCCAUGCGGUUCCUAAAUGCCCUCCGUACCCAGCUUAACACGAUAAAGAGAGAACCGAAUAGAGGCUUGAUGUAUGUGGACUUGGUACUCAAUGAGAAGACCACAAGGGCUAUGGUUGAUACGGGUGCAACUGAUACUUUCAUCACACCCAAGGAAGCAAAAAGGUGUGGUCUCAAGGUGAACAAGGACUACGGGCAAAUGAAAGCGGUCAACUCACCAGCCUUCGCAAUCAGUGGAAGCUCUAAAAAUGUGAUGACCAAGUUGGGGCCAUGGGAAGGAAAGGUAGACAUCACAGUUUCCCCCAUGGAUGACUUUGAUGUUGUCAUCGGAUUGGACUUCAUGAUGUUGGCUCAGGCGAUACCAAUCCCCGCCGCUAGUUGUCUAUUGUUCUUAGGGGAGCAACCCUGUGUGGUGCCAGCCACAAUCUUGCCGAAAAAUGGAAAGAAGAUGAUCUCAGCACUACAAUUCAAGAAAGGGUGUGAAAAUGUGUAAAAACUAAGAAAUAAAUCAGUGUGAAAACUGAAUGUAUAUUGAAAAAUUGUUUAUUGAGAAUUAUAUAAGA
Molecule: messenger RNA, 2102 nt
Organism: Durio zibethinus
Lineage: Eukaryota; Viridiplantae; Streptophyta; Magnoliopsida; Malvales; Malvaceae
Source: RefSeq, a predicted model, not a curated record